Helianthus annuus (common sunflower) is the source of this 584-nucleotide messenger RNA. Its product is annotated as putative calcium-binding protein CML23. The transcript has a single exon. NCBI's taxonomy places the organism in Eukaryota, Viridiplantae, Streptophyta, Magnoliopsida, Asterales, Asteraceae. The record is from RefSeq and is a predicted model, not a curated record. Gene Ontology annotation, molecular function: enzyme regulator activity; calcium ion binding. The coding region runs from base 110 to 529 and encodes 139 amino acids.
UCGUUACAAUUCAACUCAAACUAACGGCAAACACGCGCAAACUAAUAACUAUAUAACUCACUCUUCAACCCUCCAACACCAUCAUCAUCAUUCACCCAUUUGUUUAACCAUGACCAACAAAUCAAGCGAUUACAAACGCGUAUUCAACCACUUCGACGAAGACAACAACGGCAUGAUCUCUUCGUUAGAGUUGCACCGUCGUCUUGGAAUGAUUUGCGGCGAAGAAAUAUUAAUCGAAGACGUAGAGUUUGUUGUUGAAUCGGUACAAAGUGAUGGAGAGUUAAGGUUUGAUGAUUUUUAUAGUUUGGUUGAAAGUGAGGAGGAUGAGAAGAUUGAGGAUUUGAGGAAAGCUUUUAGAAUGUAUGAAACGGAUGGAAGUGAUUGCAUUACUCCAAUGAGUUUGAAUCGGAUGCUGAGUCGACUCGGUGAGUCGAGAAGUGUUGAUGAGUGUGUUGGGAUGAUUAGACAAUUUGAUCUUAAUGGUGAUGGUGUGUUGAACUUUGAUGAGUUUAAAGCUAUGAUGCUUUGAAGUUUUAAGUUUAUAUGUUAUUGUUUUAGUAUAAAUAUAUUUGGUUAAUUAUUGA